UGUAAGGUUCAACCAUGACUCAGCAUGGAAAGCAUGAAUGGGGUGGUGUCUUCUGCCUUGUUCUUUGAGAUCUCUAUUGCAUAAGGAUAUGGCCUAUUGAUGAAAAAGUGCAAGGUUUCCAUACACUCGUCCACAUUUCCUUCAAUUGAGCACUGAGGAUGAAAUUCAGGUAUCGGCAGAUCAUGCUAUUCGACCGAUCAUAUGUCCACGUGACAUAUCGAGAUUGCCAUGGAAGACUGGAUAUGCUGAAACCAUUAAUGCUGGGAAAUCCAAAAGGAAUGAGGAUCAAGCUGUAGUGCAUGUAGGUCUUAUCACACGUCCCAUGAAGUUAGAGGGCAGUGGGUCCCAGUCCUCCAGUGCAUCCCAUGAACAAAACUCCAGCAAAUCUGAAACUGUGAUAAAUGGUCAUUCUGAAGAAACCCAAACCAUAAAAACUGUGAUGUUGCAACCACAGUCCUCUUCCUUAUCUGCAAGCCCUGCAACAGAACUGAAAGAGGAUUAUAACCAGACUAGUGAUGGUUCAACUAGUAGUAAUAGUUUUAGUAAUGGUAGGAAUGAAGAACAAAAUAAAAGUAAUGCAAAUGUUGAACCAUUUUGUAUAAGUCAGCAACCUCUUGGAGAGACUUCUCCUAGCCAGGUUUAUGAAUCAUCAACAAGCCACUCUUUAUCUAUACAUAGAAGUUCACAAACGUCUGUGUCAUUAACAUAUUACAUAUUUGGUGUCUUUGAUGGACAUGCUGGGUGGGGCGCAGCAGUAUCAGCUGCGAACCAGCUUCAUCACUUCAUUCAUGAGAAACUCUGUGAUGUUAUAGAUAUCCUUCUCCCAGAUCCUAAUGAAGAUAAAGAUUCUAAGCAUCAAGCACCUCUUUGGGCAUCUGAUAGAGAAGUUACUAUUGAAAGUGCUGUGACAGGGGCAUUAGAAGGAGCUUUUUGGCAGAUGGACAAUGUAAUUGGUGAAGACAGGCUAAAGUAUCAGUUGUCAGGAGGCUGUACAGCUUGUGUUGCACUUUUCAUCCAUGGCAAGUUGUUUGUUGCUAAUGCUGGUGACUCCCGUGGUGUCAUCUCACUUUAUGGAAAACCUCACCCAAUGUCUUUUGACUUUACUCCAGAAACUGAAACGCAGCGGAUUAGAAAACUAGGGGCCAUGCAUCCUGAAUUGUUGGGUGGAGAAUACACUCAUUUAGACUUCAUGAGAAGGCCUCUACGACGUGAUAUAGGCAAAAGAGUCUUGUACCGUGAUCAUUACAUGAGUGGGUGGGCUUACAAAACCCUGACUCCGGAUGAUGUGAAAUAUCCAUUAGUAUGUGGAGAAGGCAAAAGAAGUCGUGUAUUAGGCACGAUUGGAGUCACAAGAGGAUUUGGUGAUCAUGACCUAAAGGCUCAGUAUUCUUCAGUACCCAUAAAACCUUUUCUUACCCCAGAACCAGAGGUCAAAGUAUUUGAUAUAGAAUCUGCAGAUGUCACGGAUGGAGAUGUCUUGGUUUUGGCAACGGAUGGCUUAUGGGACAUCACAACCAAUGAAAAAGCAGGAGAAAUAGUCGUUAGAUCUUUGUCAUUGUUUCCUGUUGAAGAACAGGACAAAUAUAAAUACAGGUACACUGGUGCAGCUCAAGAUUUGGUUAUGAGUGCGCGAGGGAAGCUCAAAGAACGUAAUUGGCGAACUAGCGAUGACAAGCAUGCCACUAUUGAUGACAUAUCAGUCUUUGUUAUUCCCCUAAAGCCUUACAAGGAUGAGUAUCUAGAAUGGAAAUUACACCAGCAAACUAAUUUAGCAUGUAUUAAAAGUUCCUCAGAAAAUCUUACCAAAGAACCUCAGUUAACAGAAGCUGAUGUGAGGGAGACUGAUGUGACCUCUCAUAGUGAUAGCAAUAGUUCUCUCAAGGAAGUGACUCUUAUACCUUCUAGUCAGACAGACGAAAUAAGCACUUGUCGUAAAGAUUCACCAGAUAUUGAGCCUCAUGAAGACUACUUCAAGGAUGAGGCUUAAAUUGUAAGUACAAAAAGAUGUGUCAAACGUGGAGUUUGCAAUGCAUUUGACAUCCAUUUUAGGCAUUUUCUGUUUGAUGCUGGAUAUUGCUUAGUGGACAGUAAUAUUUAGUAUACUUGAAUGUGUACAUGCACUGAGCAAGGCUGUUUUUUCAGUCCCAUGUAUCAAAGUUUCAUUGUUAAUGCACUUGAGGUGGUGCCAUUAUACCUAAUUGUGCAUUUUUGGCAGGAUACGCAAAACACAAUACAGUAGUUUUGUUUAUACUGUAGUAACAAUUGUUACAUAUUUGUUAAUAGGCUCCAUGGCAAAAAUCUGAAAUUGUUUUUUUGUCGACCUCAUUUACCAAAGCAUUGUUAAUAUAUUUAAUAUAUUUAUUCACAACCUCAAAGAAGGUAUCACAGUUCCACACAAGAUGGCUUAAGCUCUGUACAGAUUUAAAUUUCUUUCAAAACAAAUCCUAGCUAUAGAAGGUAAUGAUAGUUUUGAAUGGGAUUUUAAUCUAACUGACAUCAUUACUGCUGCUUCACUAUGCUAUGCAAUACUUAAUAUGUAUCUAAAUAAGAUCUUGAUUGCAGUAUAAACAUUCUAGUACUUGUAAUGUGAUUAACAUUUCUUUUAGUAAAUCUUCAUUGCUAUUCUUCUGUGUGUAACUGUGAUACCACAUAAAGAAAGUGUGUGCUC
Molecule: messenger RNA, 2668 nt
Organism: Macrobrachium nipponense
Lineage: Eukaryota; Metazoa; Arthropoda; Malacostraca; Decapoda; Palaemonidae
Product: protein phosphatase 1H-like
Biological process (GO): protein dephosphorylation
Molecular function (GO): cation binding; protein serine/threonine phosphatase activity
Source: RefSeq, a predicted model, not a curated record